GCCGAGCUUCGCACGUCCCUGGAGGUCGCGUCGGUGGUCAAGUUGCGAUGACAAUCCAGAAAGAUUUCCCCAUGGACGUUUAACAGGUUUGUGCCCUUGAACGCCGCUGGGAGGGAUUCAUUUCAGUGGCGAAAAGAGCAACCAUCCUCCCAUUCCCAACGCCAUGGCUGGCGUCCACAACGAAUCAAGGUAGCAUCUUGUUCGAGGACGAUGCCGAUGAGAGUCUCCCCGACCCAGCGCAUCGUCGUACCGCCAACUGGAAGGAGCACUAGUACAGCAUUGACAUCUUUCCAAGUGCUAUGGAUGUAUUCCACUGCUGCUUCAGCGAUCCGUGUCAAUGGCACAUGGCAACGAAGUUCUAGGCCGGCGACCUCGAACGGUGUCUGGACAUCGCACCAAUUGUGUCCUCAUCCCAAGCACAGCAUCCGAUAGCGGUUGAAUGUUUAGCAUUCAGACGCACACUGUGGUUGCGACGACGGUAUCUCGCGGCAAAUGGAUGGCCAUGCUGCCUUCAAAUGCGCCCAAGGAUGCGUGGAACAAAGUGGCUUUUUUGCACUUGUGUCCAUCAUACCCUCUCCUUCGGCACUCACACGGCGAUACUUCCUAUAGACACCCAUACGCACUACAAGUUCAACCUGCAAUGUCCUCAUAGUCGCCUUCUCCACCGAGCGGCCGUCCACCAUGCCAUGCCGACGACGUCCAUCGCACCCAAGCUGCUGGCUGGGAGGGUUGGCCCCAUCCAUCGAAGCUCCUUGGUGACCUUCCGGAUCAUUAUCCGGAAAUGCUUGCUGAUUGGUGCAUUUCGAACUCUCAACCCUGUUACACUUGCAUACGAAUUUGAAGUGUAAAUUUGUACCAAAGAUGGGGUCCACGACGAAAAACCGUCAACUUUCCCGAUCACAACCACAGCAUAUGUUAUUUUGUUCAUGCAUUCGACUGAUUUUCUAUACGAAUCAUAAAACAAUUUAUAUAAUUUUGUACCAUGA
Molecule: messenger RNA, 986 nt
Organism: Aphanomyces invadans
Lineage: Eukaryota; Oomycota; Saprolegniomycetes; Saprolegniales; Verrucalvaceae
Exons: 2
Coding region: 516-848 (110 amino acids)
Source: RefSeq, a predicted model, not a curated record